Anarrhichthys ocellatus (wolf-eel) is the source of this 799-nucleotide messenger RNA. Its product is annotated as tetratricopeptide repeat protein 16-like. NCBI's taxonomy places the organism in Eukaryota, Metazoa, Chordata, Actinopteri, Perciformes, Anarhichadidae. Gene Ontology annotation, molecular function: protein binding. The annotation marks the transcript as partial. The transcript has 7 exons. The record is from RefSeq and is a predicted model, not a curated record.
UUAACGCAAACUGACUAUCUGAACCACACAAUGGACAAUGAACAAAAGGCAGAAGAGCAGAGUUUAUUUCCCACCGCUGUGUCAGAAGAGGAGCUGGAGGAGGCCCGGAGCAAAAGCUCCUUCAAGCAGCUUUUCAGCUCCAGUAAAAUCUUUCUGGCGCCGGGAGAGAAACGGCCCCCAAGACCAGAGCUACAGAUGAGCCUCAUCACCCAGAGCAAGGCUGCACAACAUUACACCGAUGGAACCGAGGCAAUGGGAAAGUCCCAGUAUGAGAAGGCUGUGAUCUGCUUCUCCAAAGCCAUCACACUGCAGCCGCAACAGACCGGGCUGUAUGUGAGCCAGGCGGAGGCCUACCUGCAGCUGUGUGACUUCCAGUCAGCAGCGGCCUGCUAUAAACGGGCCGGGCUCCUGGAGCCCGGAGCCUGCGGCCCCCGCUUGGCCUUCGUCUACUACCUCCAGGGCCAGUGUUUGUUUGACCGAGGCCUUUUCCUCGAGGCUCUGGAGGCCUUCAGCAAAGCUGCCGAGGUGAAGCCCGGCUGCAGGGCCCACGAGGUCAGAAGUCUGGCCUGUCUGACGGCUGCAGGUCACCACGCUGACUGUCUGAAGCAGGUGAACGACUGGAUGCUGUCGGACGGUCCCACAUCCGACCUUUACGUCCUCAGAGCCCGACUGCUCAAACUGCUCAACCAGACGUCACGAUGUUAUCGGGACGUGAAGUCGGCGUUGGCGUUGAGCCCUCGGUGUCCGCAGGCCGCGGCCCUGCUGCUGCAGCUGCAGGAGGCCGGCGAGGAGGCCACAC